CGGCCAUCAUCCUCAACAUCCACCGUCACCAUGUGAAUGGUGGCGGCACGAACGUCAACGACAACGGCAGCCAGGGCAAGUAGCAAUAAUAACAACAAACGCAUGGGAGCGCUGAGCAAUCGUUAGUUACGGAGCAGCAUAGAGUAGCUCCCAGUUGUGGAAUACAGAAAAGCAGCAGCUACAUUUAUUGAAUUCAGUUUUUCUUACUCCGUCUUGGCGUGUGGUUCAUUCGUGCGUUAAAGGUUUUUUUGUGGGGUGUUUCGUUUGAACGACGCAUUCGGUCGGAGGAUAUACACGCGCGUGCGAGAUCCAUACACCGUCGGUGUUAGAAACAAAAAAUAGAAAAUAAACGAAAAAUAUCUUCGAAGUGUAGUUUAGUGUUAGAACAAAAAUAAGAAUAAAAAAAUAAACGCAAGAAGGAAUAAAUAACAAUACAGAGGAUUCCCUGUGCGGCGACAGCACAGCCCUAACACAAGGCAUAGCAAAGUAUUUAAAACUGUGAAAAACUUCUAUGUUGUUCGUACUGAAAGAAUUUUUGCGAUUUAUGAAAUAUUUACAGAAAUCUUUUUAUUGUUAAAUUUCUAUUUUGUUUUUUGUUUUUGAUGACUGCUACGCGAAGCAACUUAACAUUUUUGAGUGACGCGCAAAUAUCUCUUAUUGUGCUUGUUGUUGUUUGUGUUGUUCAUCGACGCUGAACCGCUGCUGCGUUGAUUUGUUAAUCCGAAAUCUCGGAAUGUUUUCUCCGCCGCAAUUAAUUAAAUUUAUCUGAAAAUAGCACUAAAAUGACGUGGCGUGCGUGAAAUAAAUUUUCGGGAAUAAAAUUAUGCGUUAGCUGCCACGACAGUUUUUCGAUUUUUCGUAGGUAAAAUAUUACUUCGUGCAUUGGAAGGCACGUGUGCUUCUUUGGAGUAUCACUGAAAAUCUCGAAUUUCAAAAAUCACUUUGCUCUUCUGGGAAAAUAUAUAAAAAGUGUUCGUCUAUAAAUCUGCAAGUUGUGAAGGCGAAUACCUAAAAAACUUAACUGAUAAGAAAACUGCAUUCUUAUAGCAGGCCAACAAAAUUUUUGGAGUGGAGGAUUUAAGAAAAGCGAGAGCUUCUUUGGAUAAAAUUCAGAUGCAGAAAAGAAAGUUUCUUCAAGGCUGUUUCUUAAAACAAACCAUAACAAUGCACUGCUUAGUUCGAUAACUGUUUCUCCACGAAAUUUUUUUAAGUAUUUUAAUUCUAAAAUAAAAUAAAAAAAAAUAAAAAAAAAGUCUGACUAAGAAAUAGGUUUUAAAUUAAAUUAAGGAGAAAAAACCUAAGCAAACAAAAUGCUGCAACAUACCGCCACAGAUUUCUACGAUUUAGCUGCCGCCAAUGCUGCUGUAUUGAGUGCGCGUCAAACGCCGCCAUACAGCCCAACAGGCUUGAUCGGCACCGGAGCGGGUCUCAGCAAUAAUAAUAUCAACAACACAAGCAAUAAUAAUUUGGAUAUGUUGGGACACAAUGGAAGUAUUAUUGGAUCGGGCGGCGGUGGAGGUGGUGGCUUACAUAUCGGUAAUGGCAAUGGUGGUAGCAAUGGGCGUGAAACGUUACCCAGCUUUGGAUUCACGCAAGAGCAAGUGGCUUGUGUGUGCGAGGUUCUUCAACAAGCUGGCAAUAUCGAAAGGCUGGGUCGCUUUCUUUGGUCCCUACCGCAAUGUGAUAAACUGCAAUUGAACGAGUCUGUGCUGAAAGCGAAGGCCGUUGUUGCAUUCCAUCGUGGACAAUAUAAGGAGUUAUAUCGUCUGCUCGAGCAUCAUCAAUUCUCACCGCAUAAUCAUGCCAAAUUGCAAGCGCUGUGGCUGAAAGCGCAUUAUGUGGAAGCCGAAAAACUGCGGGGAAGACCUUUAGGUGCUGUUGGUAAAUAUCGCGUCCGCCGCAAAUUUCCACUGCCACGCACAAUUUGGGAUGGUGAAGAGACGAGUUACUGCUUCAAGGAGAAAUCUCGAUCCGUAUUAAGAGACUGGUACGCACAUAAUCCAUAUCCUUCCCCGCGCGAGAAACGUGAAUUAGCAGAGGCUACAGGACUGACAACCACACAGGUUUCCAAUUGGUUUAAGAAUCGCAGACAAAGAGAUCGCGCAGCGGAACACAAAGACGGCGCGUCAGACAAGCAACAUUUGGACUCAUCAAGCGAUUCAGAGAUGGAAAGUUCUCUUUUACAACAAUCGCACAAUGCAGGCAAUAAUAAUCAUCACCACCAGCAGCACCAAGCACAUCAACAUCAAUCGCCACAUCACCAACACCCCACGACCCACGUGCAAUCACACCAGCCGCAAUCACAGCAACAACAAACGCAACAACUAUCUCCGACAGCGGCACUCAACAAUCACCACCAUCAUCAUCAUCAUCACCAUCAUGCCGCGGCUGCGGCUGCAGCUGCCGCUGCCGUCGCCGCACAAUUACCGCAAUCGCAUCACACCAGCUCAGCGCCAAGUAUGGAGCAAACGCAUCACCAACACCCGCACAGCUUGAAUGCCACACAAUUGGUAGGACUCUCACCGAACUCCGGUGGUAGUGGUGGUAGCGGAGUUGGAGGCGCAAGUGGUGGCGGAGGUGCACUCAGUUCAGCGGCCGUAGCAGCAGCGGCUGCGGCUGUCGCUGCAUCGACAAGUAAAAAUGGCAAUAAUGCUGCUGCAGCAGCAGCAGCGGCAGCGGCGGCUGGACAAAUGGCGCCGCUCUCGGUGGCAUAUCCGCACCUGCAUAGCGUCAUGGGUUCGAUACCCAUUUACGAUAUGAGCGAAUAUCAGCAUUUAUGAUUCUAGUUGGAAACAUCGGCAGAGUGGAUGGCCAACGCGGCGGCAGCAGCGACGGUGGUGACGGAGCGUACAGCAGUGGCCACAGACGCGGGUAGAAUGUCGUCGACAGCGGCAGCUUGUAUGAGGCAUGAAAUGCAACAAUCGGCGAAUUUCUACUAUUAAAUGAUUGCACCAUAGGAUGGCAUAAUGAAUGGCAGGAACCAGUGAAACUAAAGGUGUUUUCCAACCCAAAAUGUACAUAUGUAUGUAUGUAUGCGUGGGCACUGACAUUCAGGUGCUGUUCCGAAAAUAAGGAUUUCGUUCCCAACUGAAAGAGCUGCUUACGAGUAACAUACCACAUAAUGGCACUGAUGUAUUAAAUUGCUGCUAACGCGUUAGUUGGACACCUUGUACUGCAUGCACCGUAGUAGGAGAAGUUAGCGUUCUUUCAAUUCAAAGAAAAACUCAUAUUUCAAUACUUGCAUGAAACUUAUUAAGUAAUGUGUAAAGUAAAGAACAUGAAGCAUGAAUUUUGUUAUGAAAAUAACGAAACAUUGUAGAGAAAAUCAAAAAUAUUACAUUAUUGUGUAGCGAACAUAUGUAUGUAUGUAUGUAUGUAUGUCUUUUAAAGCGGAAAUGUAACUACGACAUGUAAAAUAAAUGAUUAUCAUAAUCUUAGCUAAUAAAAAAAAUGAAUUGACGAAUAUAAAAAUAUGUAUAAAAUUUUAGAUCUACAAAAAUAUUCGAAUUCGGGCACGCCGUGAAAUAUAGUGAAACUCGUACAUCAUGCCGAAAUACUUAAAUAUUAGCUGCUUUCGAUUCACCAACCAGCUAGCGAGUUCCCUCGAAUUCAACGCUACAUAUUAUUCGGCAGCACUGCAUUGACCAUGUUUUGAAACAUACGCAAAGAAAAUAAUGAAAGCAAUUUGUUGUGAUCAAAGAAAAAUAAGCGAGACAAAAUACAGCUAAAAAUAUACGAAUGGGCAAUGAACGAUUAAAAUUUGUAAGGAUAAGUAUAAUCCGUAAAAUAUCGCUACUUACUCGUAUUCGUUUGUGAGUUAAAAGACUAAAAGCAGAGUUGCUUGAACAACGCUAAACUGUUGUGGCCUUAACAUAAAAAUUUUCACUUGGCAAACAGCGAAACUCUCUCGCGAGCAGAGAAGGGGUGAAUCGAAAGCAGCUAUUGUUUUAAGCAAUAAAUUCUUAGAUAUUUAAACAUUUUCAAUUUUAUUUAAUCAUCAGUAAAAGGUCUAAUUAUAACAAAAAACAUUUGCUUCAAAACUACACUAACAUUACUUUAAGCUAAAGUAGUACAGAUUAAAAUCAAAAUAGCCGGAAAAAAAGUAUACUGUUACCAUGAACUUUCUAUUCUGUUAAAUAACAUCUUAUAGGUUCACUUUCUCACACUUCUCCUGUUUAAGCAGUUAAACAACAAAGUUAUCUGUACGAGAGAGCUAACAUUUAUUUGAAAUGCUAACAGUCACUUUACAUAGUCAUUUGUUGAGUGUUGAACGAAUUUAAGAGGCAAAAAUACGGAGUAGUAUUGAUACGGCAUUUUGUUAAGGCACCUUUCUGGUAUAGAGACGUGAAUAUUGAAGGCGUUGAAAAUUGAAAAAAAGAACCAAUCUGUAUCUCAAUUGAAAAUCGUUUUUAUUCAUUAGAUCAAUUCUUUAUUUACAAAAGAAAAAAAUAUUUUUUUCAAUGACAAUAAUAAAAAAAUUGCUUCCCCUGAUAUAACACAUGUCACUGGCUUAAUUGAUUGGGCUGCUCAAGUACGUCUGAAAAAAAAUUCGGUCGAUUAUUCAUCAGGAGAUAUGUCGCUAUGGUGAGUAGCAAAUUUACAAAAAAAUAAUUUUUUUCUAGAGAUUUUAUCUAUUUAUUAGAAAAACAAAAAAAGAUUUUUUCACAUUCUCACUCUUAAAUAAAACAGAAAAAUUGAUUUGCUAUCCGUAAAAGCCACAAAUCUACUCAAAAACAUAUUAAAAAUUCACAUCAAUCGGUUCAGUACUUUUUGAGAAAUUACCAACGCCAACUCAGAAAAAAUAUUUUCGAGAAAAACACGCUUAAAAUUUCAAGCGACUGGGCGUUGUACUCCAAACCGGUCUUAUUUUAAAGGACUGUAACGUCUAGACUACAACGAAUUUCAAUAAAAAGUAUGUUUUUUAAGUAUGUUUUUGAAAGUAUAAACUAUCAUAACAUGAAAAAAAUCGAUUUUUUCGAAGUUCUAGACCAGAAAGGUGCCUUAAUAAAUUUUUUUUUUCUACAUUUAUUGAAAAAAAAUUUUUAGUCAACGUAAAUUUAAACUGUUUGUUCGUGAUAAUCAAAAAAACAAAAAAUAACUUAAUCGUUCAAAGAUUAAUGUUUGCAGAAUACCAUUUUGAUAGAAGAGAGAUAAAGAAAUAUUCUAUGGGCGGUCGAAAGAAAAAUCACUUCGUAUGGUGGCAAAGCCGGUUGGCUUUACGUUAGGAGAUCUCGAAGUGCUGAAAUGCACAUUAUCUGAUUAAUUGUCGCUCUCUAGGAACAACAUGUCGAAAAACUCGUGUUUUUUUUUUGUUUUUCUUUUUUUUUGUUUUGAUGAAAUUAUCAUCCGAAUGACUCGACAAUUCAAAGGCGGUUGGUGAAAAAGUUUCAAGAAACUGGUUAUGUCGAAGAUAGUAAAAGAACUGGCAGAGCAAAAACUGGACGUUCUGUUGAGAAUAUUGCUGCUGUAGCGCAAAGUGUUGCUGAACAACCUUCAACAUCAAUACCUCGACGUUCUCAAAAACUAGGCAUUCAUGAAUCGACUGUUUGGCGGAUUUUACCUGUAGACAUGCUCAUGAUGGACCUUUAAAUGAUGUCAUUUUUUAAUAAAAAUAGUGAGACCUGAAAGAAUCUAAAUGUUUACCCUUUUUUUUAAACAACACCUAAGCGCGUCUUUGAAAGUCACUUUAUAAUUGACGCUUACACCUUUUAUUGGGUGUUUGGCCGAGCUCCUCCUCCUAUUUGUUGUGUGCGUUUUGAUGGCUGAAAUGAAGGGACCCACAGUUUUAAGCCGACUUCGAACGGUAAAUAAUUUUUCAGCAAACACGGGCCCUACCGAAUGGUGAUCAAGCACAAUCACUAUUCGGUUACGACGACCGCGCCUAACUAUCUAGUUCGAACAAAUUCUUUGAACUGUGAGUAAUUUUGAUGUUUAAUGUCCACUAGUUUUGUUUAAAGUUAAUUUUAUUGAAUACAGAGCCCGUUAACUUAAUUUAAUUUUUUUAAAACAGUCGCAAACAGAUAUGAAUUUAAUUUAAUUAAAAAAAAAAAGAUUUUUUCUUGUUUCGAUAAAAAAAAAUAUUUCCACAUCUUUUUGAUUGAGUUUCACUUUGUUUCACUGUACAUAUUUAUAAAUAUACGAAUAUAUUGUAUUAUAAUUUUUAACUAGCUAUUUAAAUGCAUAUAGUAGUUAAGCAGAAGAUUUUGUAAAUAGAGGCAAUUCAAUUACACGUAAAAACAUUAAAUAUAAAAUCGAAUAUGUGCAAAAUAAAAUCAUAUUUUCUUGUAGUAUUUAAUUUUUGUUAUUAUAUCGAAUAUAUUAAAUUAUUUAAAUGUAUUAUAAAUUUAAAAAAUGUUUGAA
Anastrepha ludens (Mexican fruit fly) is the source of this 6360-nucleotide messenger RNA. Its product is annotated as protein sine oculis. The record is from RefSeq and is a predicted model, not a curated record. The transcript has 7 exons. Bases 1311 to 2780 code for a protein of 489 amino acids. Gene Ontology annotation, biological process: regulation of transcription by RNA polymerase II. Gene Ontology annotation, cellular component: nucleus; transcription regulator complex. Lineage: Eukaryota; Metazoa; Arthropoda; Insecta; Diptera; Tephritidae. Gene Ontology annotation, molecular function: DNA-binding transcription factor activity, RNA polymerase II-specific; RNA polymerase II cis-regulatory region sequence-specific DNA binding.